Molecule: messenger RNA, 296 nt
Organism: Staurois parvus
Lineage: Eukaryota; Metazoa; Chordata; Amphibia; Anura; Ranidae
Source: the annotation of a GenBank genome assembly
CUACAUGCCCUAACCUGUGCUCUGCUGGACACUAAUAGAAGUCACAAAACUGCUCUAACUGCUGAUAAGAAAAGGUAUUUAGCAGUUUAUAUUUACUAAAAUAAUUGCAUUUCCAUGUUCUGUGUACUGUGGAAGACCAGAUAUAGUGAAUGCAGAUUCCUGGGUUUAGUAACACUUUAAUAUUGCUUAAAGUAAUCUGUUUCUCCUCUCCCCCAGACAAAAGGAGCUAUGCUGCAGGUACAUCCUCCCUGCAAGGUACCAUUUUUUUAUCUGUCCGGAGUUGGGCUUUAGAGGAA